This is a messenger RNA of Ceraceosorus bombacis, 1018 nucleotides long. Lineage: Eukaryota; Fungi; Basidiomycota; Exobasidiomycetes; Ceraceosorales; Ceraceosoraceae. The record is from the annotation of a GenBank genome assembly.
AUGGCGAUGCGUGCAAGUUCAGCCGUACGCGGCGCUCUCAGGCCUUCUUCAUGCUUGAGGGACGCAGCAACGUCGGACAGCAACAAGCCCGGCACCUACGCUUCUUCUCACAAGUACACCUACGUCGAAGGUCGAACGCCCUUCUGGCGCAAGUUCAGAGACAUUUUCGCCGUCAACCCCGAGAUCUCUAGCGGUCUGCCCAGACCUGACCUGGUAGGUCGUUGUGCGCUUGCUUUGGUACGAGCAGCGAGUCGCGGUUCUGAUUUCGCACCUCCCCCCCUCGCAUGCUCCUCUAGGUUCGCUACCCAAACCCCGGCUCUCGUCCAGAGAAGGCUGCUCUCACUCCCUCGCGAGCUUCAGGUACGCAUGCGUUCCUCUGCGCAUGCAGCAGUGAUGCGUAUAUGCUAACAGCGUCACCGCUUUGAUCCAAUCUAGACAUUGCUGGCAACAAGUAUCAGGAUAGGGACUUUAGGCGCAUGUACCCCCAGCUCUUCAUGGUGACCCAAAAACAUUUGACGAAUUUGCUGCUCGCAGCUCCCAAUGAGGACGGCACAAAGAGGUGAGCGGGCGCGGUAUUGAGCACGGCACAGCGUGCCGACUGGGAAGGUCACGUUGGCUGGGGAAGCUGCGGCGUACAUGCUUCGCGGGCAAGGCGGCUUACACACUGCCUUGCGACUGGGAGCAGCUUGCCACACCCAUCCUCUCAGAGCACCGCCCUGGUCAAGGCCCCAGAGGACAUCGAUGCACCGUCGGCCUUCACCGAUGUCUUGGCUCAAGUUCACUCUCCCCAGGCUCAAGGCGGACUGCACUACAACAGCCAAAACCUUCCUCCUCGUCCACCUUUCACCGCUCCUCAGCACAUUUUGGUCAAGAACCCGGGCGAUAUCCCACACGAUCCGUGAGUGAUCUCCAACGCACGAUACGAUGCUCCGCUUAGGGUCAAUGUGCUGACUUGCAUCUUGCUCUAUAAUUUCGCAGCCACGCGUUCUUCCCAGCCGAGAACUAUCGCUCUCGCUAG